CAAAAGAAAUAAAACGCCAACAUUUAUCACCAGAAACUGGUUUUAAACCAUCACCACUAUAAAUAACUUCCUGCAACGCGCAAGCGUUCAAUUCCUGCGAGGUUAUUCAUAUUUUAAUUUACUCCCACAAUAAGAAAAUGACCGGCACGCCUACAAUCCGUCCUGCAAGCAAUUUCGAUCCGGAUCAGGAUGCCACGGCUCUCAAAACGGCCUUUAAAGGCCUGGGAUCGGAUGAAGAUGCAAUCAUAGAUAUCAUAACUCACCGAAGUAACGAACAACGUCAACAAAUCGCGGCUAGAUUCAAAACGAUGUAUGGAAAGGAUUUAAUCAAAGAAUUAAAAAGCGAAUUGAGGGGGAAUUUAGAAGACGUUAUCGUCGCUUUGAUGACUGAGCCGAUCGAGUUUCAAGCCAAACAACUCCACAAAGCGAUCAGUGGGUUAGGCACCGACGAGGGGACCAUCGUCGAAAUACUCUCAAUCCAUAACAACGACCAAGUUAUCAAAAUUUCGCAAGCGUAUGAAGGAUUGUAUCAACGUUCCCUCGAGAGUGAUAUUAAGGGCGACACCUCUGGUACAGUCAAAAGACUCCUCGUCUCCUUAUCGACUGGCCACCGCGACGAAUCGGGAACCACCGACCAAGAAAAAGCCUUCAAAGACGCACAAACCCUUCUAAGGGCCGGCGAACUGAUCCAAGGGACCGACGAAUCAACCUUCAAUGCCAUUCUAUGCCAAAGAAACCCCUCCCAACUUCGACUUAUUUUCCAAGAGUAUGAAAAAAUCACAGGCCAUCCGUUUGAGAACGCCAUAGAAAACGAAUUUUCCUUGACCUCGAAAGACUCGCUCCUGGCACUUGUCCACUCUUUGAGAGACCGAAUCGAUUAUUUAGCCACACGUCUCCACGACAGCAUGGCCGGAAUCGGCACCGACGACCGCACUCUUAUCAGAAUUGUGGUCGGGAGGUCGGAAAUCGACCUGGGGGACAUCAGGGACACGUUCCAGAACAAGUACGGGAAGACACUUGCCGAAUUUAUACAAGACGAUUGCUCGGGUGAUUACAAAAAGUGUCUCCUGAGCGUCGUUGCAUGAAUAAUUAAAGUGAUUUAAUUGCAAAA
Molecule: messenger RNA, 1111 nt
Organism: Tribolium castaneum (red flour beetle)
Lineage: Eukaryota; Metazoa; Arthropoda; Insecta; Coleoptera; Tenebrionidae
Product: annexin B9
Exons: 5
Coding region: 138-1085 (315 amino acids)
Cellular component (GO): cytoplasm
Molecular function (GO): calcium-dependent phospholipid binding; calcium ion binding
Source: RefSeq, a predicted model, not a curated record